This is a messenger RNA of Triplophysa rosa, 2414 nucleotides long. RefSeq names its product E3 SUMO-protein ligase ZBED1-like. Bases 1437 to 2414 code for a protein of 325 amino acids. Gene Ontology annotation, molecular function: DNA binding. The transcript has 2 exons. NCBI's taxonomy places the organism in Eukaryota, Metazoa, Chordata, Actinopteri, Cypriniformes, Nemacheilidae. The record is from RefSeq and is a predicted model, not a curated record.
UUAUUUAUGUAUUUCUUUGUCUGUAUGCUAAUGAGUGGGGGCGUGUUUCACCUCAGACAUUAGCAAUCGAUCUCAGAGCGGCGGUGCUGAAGCUUUGAGGCCACAGGGACACCUUGUGGUGUGACCAAAUGAAACGAGGUGGACGAAGUUGCAUAGAGAAGGCAAUCUAGUCAUUUAAUAUCACCCUAACUGUAUGUAGAUAGGGUUACCACACAUAGCCUACAUACUCUUUAUUAGGGACAUUGCCGUAAAACAUUAUUCGGUCGAGAUUUCUAAAAUGUCUUUGCACACAUGAACAGAAACUGCACAACAACAGGUCUGCUAUGAGACACUUGGAAGAAUACACUUGGACAUGGAAGCGCGUGAAAUUAUCCACUAGUAAUCACAUUUAAUGUAAAUGCGCUGGAUGGAGCUGAUAAAUUGUUUGUCGAUGAGACUCGCACAAACCAGCUCAGAACGCCGAGAGAAACCAGCGCAUUUCACUGAAGUCUACGCAAGCAUUAUGAUCAAUGCGUUUGAAACGCGUCUGCAAAUACAGUUUACAUUCGCGUUUCCUAACUUUGCAAUGCAUAACACGUGGCAUUUCGAAUGCUUAAAUUAUAACACAUAUUUCCAUAAGUGUAAUUUGAACGCGCCACAUCGAGUAAGUUAUACAGGGGAAAAGUAAGUUAGUUAUGUAAGUAACUUACUUACUGUAUAAGUAAGUAAGUUAUACAGGGGAAACAGAUGGAAAAAUAAUAUCUUUAAAAAAUCUUAUUUUCACUUAUUACACAAGCAUUGCCAGAUAGGCUACAAAUAUACAACAAACUUUCUAAAUUUUGUUUUGAACUCAUGAAACUACAAAGUUGUGACUUUUUCCAUUUAUUGGAGUUUUUUUUAUCAAAUAUCAAAAUGUAAUUAAUCUUGCAAUAGACGAUAGCAACGGCAUGUCAAGAACAAUAAGGACGAAUAUAUAGCAUCAAAGUGCAAUUAAGCGCAAAAUGUUUGGUACAUGUAUGACUUGAACAGCCAUUUUCAAAUAUUUUCAUCGUUUAUUACAAAUAAAUACCUUUACAAUCUGAUAUGUGAUAGGGAAAAAGUUCAGCAGACAGCAGUCCCAAACCCACGACGACAUGAAGUAGGUAACACAUGCUAGGGCUGCACGAUUAAUCGUUUGUAAAUCGAAAUCGCGAUUUGAAAGAAUGCGAUUUUCUAAUCGCAAGGCAUGCGAUUAUUUCGAUUAAGACCAUCAAAUACAAAUAUAGAAAUAACACGCAUACACGUAGUCGUUGAAAGUUUGGUACUGCGCAUUUUACGCUUGACGCAGAGUUUAACCAGUAGGGGGCAUUUUAACACUGCGCCGCUGAUAUGCAACGAACGUCAUUUGGAAAAGAUGAGCGCCAUCGGGAGCAGCAGUUCAACUUCACAACAAAGUGUGUCUGCAGAAGAGCCUGUAGAUGACUUGGUACCUAAAAAAAAGCACCGCAUACGUCUGGAAUCAUUUUGGAUUUCAACGUUCCGAUAUACUUCAGAGGCAAGUACUGUGUAAAACAUGCCGAACGUCUGUGUUGACCUCGCGAGGCAACGCGACCAACCUAUAUCAACACCUGCGAAAGUACCACAGACAACUGUAUGAUGAAUGCAUGGGCACAAAGUCCAAUGAUGAACAAACUUUGUUGCAACCACCGCGAUCGAAGCAAACUUCAAUUACUCAAGAGUUAGAAAGUGGUACAUCUUAUGACAAGUCUUCACGAAGGUACAACGAAAUAUCUGACGCUAUAACAAGAUACCUGGCUAAAGAUAUGGUACCAAUUAACGCUAUCACAAAAGACGGAUUCAGGAAUCUUAUCCUAACGCUCGAUAAAAGAUAUCGCAUUCCCUCUCGUGUGUUUUUUACUCAAUCCAUACAAAAACUGUACGAUACGACUCGGAAGAAGGUUGAAGCUGAGCUGAAAGAGGUGGGAUAUUACGCGACGACGACUGACAUGUGGUCCAGUAGGACCACUGAACCAUAUCAAAGUCUCACUGUGCAUUUCAUAAGUGAGGAUUUUGAAUUAAAGAGUCAUUGUUUACAAACGUCGUACUUCCCCAUUGAUCAUACGGGAGAGAACAUUGCUUCUGCUUUAAAAGAUGCUUUGGCUGCCUGGGGUCUGAAAGAAGAAGGCCAAUCGUGCAUCACUACUGACAACGCGGCUAACAUGAUAAGGGCAAUGGAAAUAAAUGGAUGGACAAGACUUCAGUGCUUUGGUCACAGACUCCAUCUUGCUAUCGAAAAUGCACUGAAAGAUGACAGGGUUCAGCGAGCAGUAGGCGUUUGCAAGAAGCUGGUCAGUCAAUUCUCCUACAGCUGGAAAAAAAGAAUGGCAUUGGCUGCAGCCCAAAAAGAGUUGAAUCUAACUGAGCACUCAUUGAUUAAGGAGUGCCCAACGAGAUAG